Messenger RNA from Candoia aspera, 2226 nucleotides. Its product is annotated as syntaxin-binding protein 4-like. Gene Ontology annotation, molecular function: protein binding. Bases 1 to 2226 code for a protein of 741 amino acids. The transcript is spliced from 21 exons. NCBI's taxonomy places the organism in Eukaryota, Metazoa, Chordata, Lepidosauria, Squamata, Candoiidae. The record is from RefSeq and is a predicted model, not a curated record.
AUGACGCUGCCCUCCACGGAAUGGCUCUUCGGGAUUAACGAAAGAGCUGCAACAUCUGUUCCUCGCACACUGCAUUCCAAAGGCGGCCGGAGCAAAACCAUCAAUCCACUUUUGUUAGCAGGCACGUGUUGGGAGAGGCAGACGAAGGCAGGGUUGAAAACAAUCCGUUCUCGGCAAAGAGCUCUUUCAAGGACACUAAUGGGGCCCCAUGGAAUGGAUCGCCACAUGCAUUGCUUUGACUUCUACGACUGUGCCAACGGGUUGGGUAUUAAAGUGAUUGGUGGCAUUAAAGAAUUCACUGGAGAGGAAUAUGGAGUUUAUGUCAAGAGAAUCCUACCGGGGGGAGUUGCUUACAUUGAUGGCCGCCUGCAACCAGGAGAUCAGAUCUUAGAAGUGAAUGGGGAAAGCCUGAUUGGCGUCACAAAUGAGAGAGCUGUGGACAUCCUCAGGACAGCCUCUGGCACCAGCUACAUGCGCCUUCUUGUCACCCGAGAUGACGAUGCUCGCAAGGAAUUCUCUGAACUGCUGGAAAAAUUUGGAUCUCAUAGCAGCAUAGGUUCUGCUCACAGUUCACCUAUUUCCCAUGGAGGCGGCAGCUCCUUGGGAAGCACGUCCUCAGGGUCCUCAUCUUGUUCCCAGAGUCCUCUGUUGCUGAGCCCAGCACAUUCCCAUGGGGUGCUUUUUGGAAAUGCAGGACACCCCUGCCACUCAAUCUCACAUUGUUCCAUUGGAUCUGGGAUCCAGAGCAUCUCCAUAGGAAAGUUUUCCAACUUGGGGUUAACCAUUGGUGGAGGAACCAACCGAUCAGAUGGACCAAUGAUUUACAUCCAAGACCUACAACCAGAAGGGGAUUGCAAUACGGAUGGGCGCCUGCAAGUAGGAGACCAACUAAUUGCCAUCAAUAAAGACUCACUGGUGGGUGUCACACAUGAGGAGGCUAAAAGAGUCAUUGCAAAGACUUUGUUCAGACAUGAAGGAAACACAGAAGUGGCCUUCAUUCCAGGAAGAGGAGAACUGCAUCCAGGACACUGUGCAAACAACAGUGCCCAUUCAUUGCCCAUAAGACUGGGGGACAACAGCUUGGCCUCUUGCAGGUGGAAAGUCCACGUGAGGUCCCCUGAGAGCAGACGCAACAGCCACUUCCCUGUGCCUUCUCCAUCCCCAGAUAUCUGCCCACCAGAGUGCAUCAUUUCUGCUCCUGCUUCUCCUUCAAACCAGGUAUCGUCUUCGGCCCCCAAGCCUAAAGUACCCCUGGACCCUCACUUGCGCCUCAAGGAUGGCAAACUUGAAUUGAUGCUACAGUACUUAAACCUAGAUGUGAGUGAAGAGAAGAAAAGGCAGCUAUGGCAGAGACUGGCAACCGACUCCCAGGGCACGGUGGCCUAUGGAGACUUCCUCCAAGUUCUCAAGGACUUGCUGCCAGAAGAUGACACAGGUCUCCAUUCAAAUUCUGCGCUCUUCACUCCGCACGAAGUGGCUACUUUGCUGGAUGUGUCAGCUUUCCAUUCUCCGAUGCCUGAUUCUCUAAGCUGCAAUGAGAAUGAGAAGCUGGACCACCUACAGCUGGAAAUGGGGGGGCUACAGCAGGAGAUCCAGAGGUUAAAGUCUCUCCUGAAGGAGGUGGAAAGUGACAAGAAGUCUAAGGAAGAUGAGCUUCAGAGAUUGAAUCAGAAGGCACAGGGCUUCCUUCAAGAGAACCAAUGUCUACAGAACAAGGUGCAAGCUGCUGAAGUGCUCCAGUGGCAAGCCCAGACCGCGGAGCAAGAUUACAAAGAAGUUAUCCAUUUGCUGGAAGCUGAGAUUAUGGAGCUGAAAACCCAGCUGAUGGGGAAGAAAGACAAGCAGCUUUUGGAAGCAGAGAGUGAUGCCUUAGUAAUGAAGCAACACCUAUCCUUGGUGAAUGAGCAGUUACAGAAGUCUGAAGUUGCCCAGAAACACCUGGAAAUUUACAACAGGAAACUUCUUUUGUUCGUUCAGCAUGCCCACCAAUUCCUGAACACGUCCUGCUUGUUUCCUGAGAAGAGGACUGACAGCCAAGAGGAUGAGGACAAGACAGCAGAAAUCUCAGAAACGACCCUUCUUUCUUCAGAUCUUGCCAGAUUGUUGAUAACAGAAGGCAAUGAACUGUUGGAGCCCAGCUCCUUGUCAAAUGCUACAAGAGAUGCUCUGCUGCAAGACUGGGACAGCUGCCAAGCUGAUGAGAGAACCCCCAGCUACGAAUACUGA